AUGGCGAUAGAGGUUACCCAAGUUCUUUUGAGUGCACAGUCAAUAGAUGGAGCGGUUCGUAAGCAUGCUGAGGAAAGUUUAAAACAGUUCCAGGAACAGAAUCCCACAGGAUUUUUGCUCUCUCUUUCGAACGAAUUGGCGAAUAAUGAUAAGCCUGUGGACAGUCGCAAAUUGGCAGGAUUGGUCCUCAAAAAUGCAUUAGAUGCUAAGGAACAAUAUAGGAAGUAUGAACUUGUACAGAGAUGGUUGUCACUGGACGCAGCCGUGAAGGCCCAGGUCAAAGGGUGUUUGCUUCAGACCCUUUCCUCACCCGCCAUUGAUGCAAGAUCCAUUGCAUCUCAGGUGAUUGCGAAGAUUGCUGGCAUCGAGCUGCCUCAAAGUCAAUGGCCAGAACUGAUCAGUUCCCUUUUGUCAAAUAUUCACCAGCCCCAUGUCAAGCAAGCAACUCUUGACACUUUAGGUUAUGUGUGUGAAGAAGUUUCCCCUGAAGUUGUCGAUCAAGAUGAGGUUAAUAAAAUUUUGACGGCAGUUGUCCAAGGCAUGAGUGCCUCCGAGGGAAACACUGAUGUAAGGUUGGCUGCAACUCGAGCUUUGUAUAAUGCUUUGGGAUUUGCUCAGGCAAAUUUCGCAAACGACAUGGAGCGGGACUUCAUCAUGAGAAUCAUUUGCGAAGCUACACUGUCCCCUGAAGUGAAGAUUCGGCAGGCUGCAUUUGAAUGCCUCGUGUCCAUAUCUUCAAUGUACUAUGAGAAGCUGUCUUCUUACAUGCAGGACAUAUUCAACAUCACUGCUAAAGCUGUGAGGGAAGAUGAGGAGCCUGUUGCUCUUCAAGCUAUUGAAUUCUGGAGCUCAAUCUGUGAUGAAGAGAUCGACAUCCUAGAUGAAUAUGGUGGUGAUUUCACUGCUGAUUCAGAUAUCCCUUGCUUCUAUUUCAUCAAGCAGGCGUUGCCUGCACUCGUCCCUAUGCUACUUGAGACCCUUCUUAAGCAAGAGGAAGAUCAGGAUCAAGAUGAAGGUGUAUGGAAUAUCGCAAUGGCUGGCGGAACCUGCUUGGGUUUGGUUGCACGGACAGUGGGAGACGACAUAGUCCCCCUUGUUAUGCCAUUCAUACAGAAAAACAUCAAUGAACCCGAAUGGAGGCAGCGAGAGGCGGCAACCUAUGCCUUUGGCUCUAUCUUAGAAGGCCCAUCCCCAGACAAGCUUAUUGAUGUCGUCAAGCAUGCUCUGAGUUUCAUGCUAACUGCGUUAAUGAAGGACCCGAAUAAUCAUGUGAAGGACACCACCGCAUGGACCCUGGGAAGGAUUUUCGAGUUCCUCCAUGGAUCGACCAUGGAGACGCCAGUGAUCACCCAUGAGAACUGCCAACAGAUCUUGACUGUCUUGCUCCAUAGCAUGAAAGAUGUUCCUAAUGUUGCUGAAAAGGCCUGUGGCGCCCUCUACUUCCUUGCCCAAGGCUACGAGAACAUGGGUUCCGGGUCGCCCAUAUCUCCUUUCUUCAAGGAUGUCGUUCAGGCCCUCCUCCAUGUUACACAUAGGGAAGAUGCUGGUGAAUCCCGCCUUCGCACUGCGGCCUAUGAGACACUGAACGAGCUCGUGAGGUGCUCCACUGAUGAGACGGCUUCGACAGUCAUGCAGCUGGUUCCUGUCAUCAUGGCCGAGCUUCACAAGACGCUCGAAGCACACGAGAAGCAGAACGAGUUGCAGGGCCUUCUCUGUGGUUGCCUUCAGGUGAUCAUCCAGAAGCUGGGAUCAGCAGAGCCCACAAAGUACGCCUUCAUGCAGUACGCGGACCAGAUCAUGGAUCUCUUCCUGCGGGUAUUUGCCUCCAGACACGCUACAGUGCACGAAGAGGCAAUGCUCGCUAUCGGUGCUCUUGCCUACGUGACAGGUCCAAACUUCUCCAAGUACCUGGAAGGAUUCUAUCCCUACUUGGAGAUGGGUCUUCAGAACUUUGAGGAGUACCAGGUCUGUUCUAUCACUGUUGGUGUGGUGGGAGACCUGUGCAGAGCAUUGGAGGAGAAGAUUCUGCCUUUCUGUGAUGGAAUCAUGACGCAGCUCUUUAAAGAUCUGUCCAGCAAUGAACUCCACCGCUCUGUUAAGCCCCAGAUCUUCUCGUGCUUUGGUGACAUCGCCUUGGCUAUUGGAGAGAACUUUGAGAAGUACCUGACCUACGCCAUGCCCAUGCUUCAGAGUGCAGCAGAGCUCUCAGUCCGUGCUUCGGUAACCGAUGAUGACAUGAGCGAGUACACCAACCAGCUGAGAAAUGGGAUUCUGGAAGCUUACUCUGGGAUUUUUCAAGGAUUCAAGAGUUCCCCGAAGACCCAGCUCCUCAUGCCUUUCGCUCCUCACAUCCUUCAGUAUCUCGACAGCCUGUACAUGGAGAAGGACAUGUAAGUAUCCUAGCCCAAGCCAUUUACCUUAUAAUGCCCUGUAUUCUGUACUAACUCUCUCUCUCUCUAUCUAUCUAUCUAUCUAUCUAUCUAUCUAUCUAUCUCUCUCUCUCUAUCUAUCUAUCUGUCUGAUAGGGAUGAGGCUGUGAUGAAGACUGCGAUUGGUUUACUGGGAGACCUGGCAGACACACUGGGCAGCAAAGCCGCCCUUUUGAUCGGUCAGUCUGUUUCAAGCAAGGGCUUUUUGGAUGAAUGCUUAUCUUCGGACGAUCAUUUGAUUAAAGAAUCUGCCGAUUGGGCCAAAUUAGCUAUCAGUAGGGCUGUCUCUGGUUGA
Molecule: messenger RNA, 2724 nt
Organism: Spirodela intermedia
Lineage: Eukaryota; Viridiplantae; Streptophyta; Magnoliopsida; Alismatales; Araceae
Source: the annotation of a GenBank genome assembly